Messenger RNA from Clarias gariepinus (North African catfish), 673 nucleotides. It is a transcript of the gene il20, whose product is annotated as interleukin 19 like. Lineage: Eukaryota; Metazoa; Chordata; Actinopteri; Siluriformes; Clariidae. The record is from RefSeq and is a predicted model, not a curated record. Bases 65 to 631 code for a protein of 188 amino acids. The transcript is spliced from 6 exons.
CACACAUCCAUCCUAGAGAGAAACACUCAUCAGACACCUUAAGGUCAGACUAUCAAAUCUGAAGAUGAAAAGUUACCUGACGUGCAUCCUCGCUAUUUGCGCCUUGCUGGCCGGCAAUUUGGGUUCAGCCAAUGGACGCAGGCUUCAUCUGGGUUCCUGUGCACUGACAGUUCAUACUCACGAGCUCAGACAUCAUUUUCAGCAGAUCCGGCACAACUUGGUCACACAAGACAACCACAAGGGAGUGCGAUUGCUGAAGGCGGACGUGAUGAAGAGCUUGCAGGCUACAGAGAGCUGCUGCUUUCUUAGACAACUGCUGCGCUUCUACAUCGAGAAGGUCUUCAGCGGCUACACGAGCAGCCAUUCACUCCACCAGAGAACCACCAGCGUCCUGGCCAACUCUUUUCUCAGCAUAAACAAGGACUUACGUGCAUGUCAUUCUCAGAUGCUCUGCCAGUGCAGUCAGGAAGCCAACCUGAAGUUUGAUGUCAUUCAGGAAACCUAUGACAAGCUGGAGGUGGGAGCUGCAUCUGUAAAAGCCAUCGGAGAGCUGGACUCUGUGCUGGAAUGGCUUGAGAGCUUCCACAGCAAAGAUCACAUGUUCCACCUUCAUGACGAUGAGUCAAAAUAGGAUGCUCAUGGUAUUGACUUCAUUACGCAGUGCUGAUUCAUU